Notothenia coriiceps (black rockcod) is the source of this 7079-nucleotide messenger RNA. RefSeq names its product patatin-like phospholipase domain containing 7b (gene pnpla7b). Gene Ontology annotation, molecular function: phosphatidylcholine lysophospholipase A1 activity. The transcript has 36 exons. The record is from RefSeq and is a predicted model, not a curated record. Gene Ontology annotation, biological process: lipid metabolic process. The coding region runs from base 94 to 4014 and encodes 1306 amino acids. Gene Ontology annotation, cellular component: endoplasmic reticulum. NCBI's taxonomy places the organism in Eukaryota, Metazoa, Chordata, Actinopteri, Perciformes, Nototheniidae.
ACAGAAAACUUUGUUAGCUACUUGCUAACUUCGCUCUAUCGUGUCUUUGAAAUGUUACCAGCCUGACACAGCGCCCCACGAAUCCUCGAAAAGAUGGAUUGCCAAGGACAGGAUGAUGGAGAAUUCUGCAGAUUGAAAUAUUUAGUGAACAGCAAAACUGAAAUUGGAAUAAGAUUGCAACGGUUUUUGGAGGAAAGGAUGCAGACCACCAUGCUUACAGGUGUGCUGAUUGGAGCGGCAGUCGCUGUCUCACUCAUUGGGAUUGUGGUGCUCUUCCUCUACAGGAGAUUCAAGCUCGCUCGUGCAAAACAGCCUGGUGUACCACAGUAUCGCUUUAGGAAACGAGAUAAAGUGCUCUUCUAUGGACGGAAGAUAAUGAGAAAGGUCCAGACGCUGUCAGCGGUUCCUCCUCCCAGCUCUACCUCAGUAUCUAAGCAACCGCAGCGCAUUCGCAAAAGAACCAAAGUUUUAAGCAUAGCUCGCAAAAUCCUGAGGAUCAGAAAAGACCCCCCCACCCUGCAGCCCAAGGAACCACCCCCCUCCCUGCUGGAGGCUGACCUGACAGAGUUUGAUGUUCAGAGCUCAAACCUUCCCUCGGAAGUCCUCUAUAUGCUGAAGAAUGUCAGGGUCUUGGGUCACUUUGAGAAGCCCCUGUUCCUUGAGCUGUGUCGCCACAUGGUGUUUAUUGAGCUGCAGGAGGGCGAGGGUCUGUUCCGGCCAGGAGACGAUGACGACAGCAUCUACGUGGUACAGGACGGACGACUGGAACUCCGCAUCCAGGAGACCGAUGGUACAGAGCCAGUGGUGAAGGAUGUGGUCCCAGGAGACAGCGUCCACAGCCUGCUCAGUAUCCUGGACAUCAUCACUGGUUAUCCGGCUCCCUAUAAGACUGUAUGUGCUCGUGCCGCUACCCGCUCCACCAUCCUACGUUUGCCUGUGUCAGCCUUUGAGUCUGUGUUUAAGAAAUACCCAGAGACACUCGUUCGCGUCAUUCAGAUAAUCAUGGUGCGCCUCCAACGAGUCACCUUCUUGGCAUUACAUAACUAUCUGGGCCUAACCACUGAGCUCUUCAAUCCGGAGAGUCAGACGGUGCCCUUAUCCAAUAUCAACAGUGUGAUAGGAGAGGUGACUUCUGGGAAGACCACUCGCCGCUUGCACUUUCAGGACGAGUUGCCAGCAGGGCCCACGGAGAGCCCCACAGAGACAGAUGGUGUAAAGGACAGUCCUUCAAACAGCAACAGGAAGCUGCGAUCCUCCUCGAUGCCCACCGACAGCGCAGUUGCAGGAAAUGACUUGAACAUGGCCUAUGAACGAGCACGAGUCACUAAAGAUGAGGCUCCACCCAGUCCUGCCACUCCCAAAUCCAAUCUGAAGAAGAGUGUGACGAUGCAGCCCACGCCCUCUGAAGUGUUUCACUGCACGGACGGUGGGGGGCACCAUGAUGCUGCGAACCUCAGUAAGAGCUGCACAAUCUUCCAGGCUGCCAAAAAGGACCUGCUGGGAAUCAUCCAGCUGCAGGACCCCAGUCUGCUGGAUGGCAGAGUGACCCUCCAUCAUGUCAAAGCUGGUUCUGUGGUGGCUCGUCAGGGAGACCAGGAGGUGAGCAUCCAGUUUGUGAUUUCUGGCCUCCUCCAUGUUUACCAGCGGAUGAUCGACCGUGAAGAAGAGACGCGUCUGUUUGUCACGCACCCCGGAGAGCUCGUGGGUCAACUAGCCGUCCUGACCGGAGAGCCCCUCAUAUUCACUGUUCGAGCCCAGAGAGACUGCAGCUUCCUCUCCAUUUCCAAAACCCACUUCUAUGAGAUAAUGCGUGUGGAGCCAAAGGUGGUGCUGAACGUCGCUCACACUGUGGUGAGGAGGAUGUCAUCUUUUGUCAGACAGAUAGACUUCGCUCUCGAUUGGAUGGCUGUGGAGGCUGGCAGAGCGGUCUACAGGCAGGGAGAGAAGUCAGACAGUACUUUCAUAGUGCUGAGUGGUCGACUGCGCUCUGUGAUCUUGAAGGAAGAUGGCAAGAAGGAGCUGAUAGGAGAGUACGGACGUGGAGACCUGAUUGGAGUGGUGGAGGCCCUGACCCAUCAGAACCGAGCCACCACUGUGCACGCUGUGCGAGACUCCGAGCUGGCCAAGCUACCAGAAGGAGCUCUCAGCUCCAUCAAGAGGAAAUACCCGCAGGUUGUCACCAGGUUGAUCCACUUACUGGGGGAGAAGAUCCUCCAGCAGGUCAACGGUCCUCUGACAGCUCGCAGUUUAGCCCUUCACACUCCGGGCAGUAAGUGGGAUGCGGGGAACCAAGCCUCCAACCUCUCCACGGUGACGGUGCUGCCUGUAUCAGAAGAAGUGCCUCUCACCGCCUUCACCCUGGAGCUGCAGCAUGCACUCAUGGCAAUAGGUCCCACGCUUCUGCUGACCAGUGAUGUCAUUAAACAGCGACUUGGAGCUGCAGCAUUAGACAGUGUCCACGAGUACCGUCUGUCCAGCUGGCUGGGCCAACAGGAAGACAUCCAUCGCAUAGUUCUGUACCAGACGGACUACACACUGACCCCCUGGACGCAGCGCUGCAUCCGUCAGGCCGACUGCAUCAUUAUCGUGGGACUAGGAGAGCAGGACCCUGCCGUGGGGGAGCUGGAGCGCAUGUUGGAAGGAAGUGCGGUGCGGGCCCAGAAGCAGCUGGUGCUGCUGCACCGAGAGGACGGUCCCCCACCCAAAGGAACUGUGGACUGGCUCAACAUGCGGAGCUGGAUCUCCAGACACCUCCACCUCUUUUGUCCCCGAAGGGUCUUCUCUAAGAGGAGCCUGCCCAAACUGUUGGAGCUGUAUCUACGUGUGUUUGAGAAGCCUGCAGACCGCCACUCAGACUUCUCCCGCCUGGCUCGAGUCCUCACAGGAAACUCUAUUGCUCUCAUCCUGGGAGGGGGAGGGGCCAGGGGCUGUUCCCAGGUGGGGGUAGUGCGAGCUCUCUGUGAAGCCGGCAUCCCAGUGGACCUCAUCGGUGGCACCUCUAUAGGCUCCCUGAUGGGGGCAAUAUACGCUGAGGACAAGAGCCACAGCCGCAUGAGGAUGAGGGCCAGAGAGUGGGCCAUGGGGAUGACAUCGGUAUUCAAGAAGAUUCUGGACUUGACGUACCCAGUGACCUCCAUGUUCACCGGCGCUGCCUUCAACUCAAGCGUCAGCAAUGUCUUCAAGGGCAAACAGAUUGAGGACCUUCGGAUCCCAUACUUCAAUAUUACAACUGACAUCACUGCCUCCGCCAUGAGAGUACACACUGAUGGUUCUCUGUGGCGGUAUGUUCGUGCCAGCAUGUCUCUGUCUGGGUAUCUACCUCCGCUCUGCGACCCCAAAGAUGGACACCUGCUGAUGGACGGAGGCUACAUCAACAACCUGCCAGCUGAUGUGGCGCGCUUCAUGGGGGCCAAAGUGGUGAUAGCUAUCGACGUGGGCAGCCGGAAUGAAACCAACCUCACUAAUUACGGAGACUCACUCUCAGGCUGGUGGCUGCUAUGGAAACGCCUCAACCCCCUAGCUGAGAAAGUAAAGGUGUUAAACAUGUCAGAGAUCCAGACUCGCCUGGCCUACGUGUGCUGCGUGAGACAGCUGGAGUCUGUAAAGAACAGCGACUACUGCGAGUACAUCAGACCUCCGAUCGACAGAUACGGCACUCUGGAGUUUGGCAAGUUUGACGAGAUUGCUGAGGUGGGAUACCAGCACGGAAAGACUGUGUUUGACGUGUGGAAGCGCAGCGGAGUGGUGGAGAAAAUGUUGAAAGACCGACACCAGGAGGAGUUCCACAACACCCAGAGCAAGAACAAUGUGCUGACGUCUCCCAAUGCCUCCUUCACUGACCUGGCAGAAAUCGUGUCCCGCAUCGAGCCCGUCAAACCUGUCCUGGUGGACGAGGAGUCAGACUUCCAAACUGACUACGACGAGGAGGCUCUGGAGAGCGCUCUGUCUGACAUGGAGCUCUAUAACUGCUACGGAGAGCCCACUGAGGGGGAGGAGACUGCUGACACGGCGUGAACACACUAUGGCCAUUCUUUUCUUUAAAGAAGCCAAUGCAUUUGAGUCAUGUCUAAAACAAUGGAUGAACAGCUGGAUGAGAGACGUGCACGCCGCAUCACCUCACCCUCCAGCAGCCAGGCCCCCCCCACCACGUCCCUGACAGUCCGUCACACCAGGAAGUCCUUCCCAAAGAGUCCAUGAAGUGAACACUGCUGCAAUGACCUCUAACUGAAUCAGGUCACCCAAAAUGUAACCUGUCUGUCUUUCCACCCCGCCACAAAACCUGUCCCCUACCCCUGUCGGCAUGACGACGAGAACCAUUGUGCCCUCUGUAGCCGAGCGUCGUUAAGUUUGGCUGACUUACGGACGCCCCCCCUUUUAAAAAAACGAUUACAAGCAGCGAGUCUCGCAAUUACUCAGCUGCAAAUCCUAUGCAUUCCUUUUACACAAGAGCAGCUGCAUGCAAAUCAUUUCUCAUAUUGAGAGUCAAGAGUACUUGCUGUAGCUUAACAUGAAUAACACCAGGAGAGGUGAGGAGAUAUUCAUUAAGUGAGAACUAUUACUUAUGGCUGAUUAUGCUAGGAAGACAGAUGUAUGGUGUCAGUUAACCUAUAUUCCAAAAUACCUUUGUUUCUCCCCUUCCCUGUUAUCUAGACAUGCAGAUAGUUUUCUUAUGAAGCAAAUUCAACUUUUCCGAAUAGAACAAAUAUUCUACAAUUAUAAUAAUAAUGGCAAUUUUUGACUGACCACAGGUAAAGUUCUCUUCACAGUAAUGUGACUGAAGACAUUCUUUUUUAUUUUAAGUGGUCACAAAGACAUUCUUGUAAAUCAAAGCUCUGAAUAAUCAGCAAUGUCAAGAGUUUUCAUCAGGUUUAAUUCCCUGAGUAGAACAUAGAUCAAGUGCACUCUGCUGACAGUGAUGUUUGAGCAUUUUUUAUUUUCUGAAUACAUUUCUCUAUAAAACACCUUAUGUGUAUUUUCUGGGGCAGAAAUCUCAGAAACGUGGUCAAACAAGGGCAGAACUAUCUACAUGGCUAGAUACCACUAGAUAGACAAAUGCGUUCAGGGGCCACUUUAUGAGGUGUACCCGUAAAUCUAACGUCAAUACAACACACUAGCCAUAUAUUCUACCUUUACCAAUCCUAUGAGGUUGUGCUUGACUGCAUUAUAUUAAGGUGUUUAUAUUCGUUGGCCACAUUAACCUACAUUUAGGGUGGCAGAGUAUUCAAAAUACAACUAAUUAGAAUGCAGUUGUACUCUAACUAUGAUCUCAAUGCUAAAACAUGGUGGCUACACUGAUCAUGGGCAGCAUAUCAAGUAGGCUUCAUGGCAGAACAGUUGUACUGCAUUGUACAUUUCUACCUGAUAAAGUGGCAUCCAAAUAUAUAACUGUUCUAAGCUCACUUGCAUUCUUUAACUUUUCUACAUUCAGUCUUUGUGACGAUCCACAUCGACAACCGUCAUUUAGAAAAGCAGAAAGAGAUCAGAAUAAGCCGCACACUGUGGCCAUGGCUGUCAGCACAGCUUUGUCACACGCAGCGUACCAGGGACACGGAGGGAAGUAAUGAUUGCAUUCCACUUCAAAGCACUACUAGAUCAACCCCCCCCCCCACCCGCCCCCACCCGCUGUUUCUGGCUUGAGUCGUACACAGACUGAGCAGCACUGUGGAUCUCUAGGGUGACGCUCCACUCGCCUCAGUACAGUUUGAGCUAUUUGCAGCAGCAGAUCAGUUAUUCACAGGAACAUGUUGUUACUUGGCUUGUGGACACAGGUUCUAACUUGUUUCCAGUGAUUUGGAUGUAUUUGUGUCGUGACAUUGUCAUAUGAUUUUCUUUGCACACCUAAUAAGUUAAUUCCACAAAAUGAAACCAAUAAUGUAGACAAACUAAACCCUAGAUGGUUUUUCACACAAUAACUGGACAAUCACUCCAGAAAUGCAAUGCACAAAUACACUAACAGAUUGAGUUCAAAUCUUGUUAAACAAACCUCUCUGUAUGACAUUUAACCAAUUCUUUAAGAGCUAACUUUACACAAAUUACAUCUAACAAGUAUUAGCAAUUGAUUUGUGUGAUCUUUAUUGGUUCAGUUAACAGAUUUAUAUUUUUGUCUAUACGAAAGAAAUGGAUAUGAAAAUGCCUUAGAGCCGAAGAUGCCAUCUCUGCAUUUUAUUUGUCGUCUCAACCGUCCAAAACCCAGAAUACCUCAGUGUAGUAUAAAGUAUUAAAAACAAUUCCUGUAGCUGAGAAACUGGAACCUUUUAAAUGUUUGGCAGUCUUGUUAUUUAUGAACAAUUCAUAAGUUAUCAAAGUAAGUAGUAUUUCCGGUAAUGAUUAAUCACCUUAUUACAUGAGCCAUAACAAAAGUGCUUAACCAUUUUGGUUCUGAAAGAAUCAUGAAUAUAUACUUGUAUAUACUUUUUAUUGACAAACAUGUCAUUAUCUGGCCAACAAGUGUUGUUACAGUGACUGUAACACGUGUUGAACAAACACGUGUCACGUACUGUAUCUGUAACAUUCAAUGCAGUUAGAAUAUCAAUGCAACUUUUCCAGAUAUUAUUUUCUGAAUAUAGCGUCCUGCGGCUAACUGGUGCUACAGUGCCUGCAGCCUGACAGCAGGAGAAACCUUGUGAUAAACACUUUGGGAUCCCAUAUGGUGUUGGAGAAAUGGAGUCUGGACACAUUAGAGAAAAAGCAGGGAUGGGAAAAUAUUGUUUACCAAGGAGGUGAUGGUUUUUUGCACUGGUGUGUGUUUUUAUUUUUACUUUUGGGUGGUUUCCAAAAACCAAGCACAAUGAAUUGAUGUUUUCUGGCAGAAUGAAUGUUUCUCUACUUUACUAAAUGGGACAUGGUAAUGGAUUAAGUUCUUGUGUACUGUGUGGAACUGUGCCAUAAAGUUAAUGUGACAAAGCCUCAGAUGACCCUACAGAAACACAACCACUCGUGCCCUAAUUUAGGAUUAGUGUACAAUGAUGAAUGUUUACCUGGACUGUAUGACAUUGGUUACUUGUCUAUAUUUAUGUCAUUUGAUAAAUGUUCUUUUUGAUAAUCAAUUCUUACUAAUAAAUCACUGUUUUGCUGUUGUA